Messenger RNA from Delphinapterus leucas (beluga whale), 4266 nucleotides. NCBI's taxonomy places the organism in Eukaryota, Metazoa, Chordata, Mammalia, Artiodactyla, Monodontidae. The record is from RefSeq and is a predicted model, not a curated record.
CGGGGUCGCGGCGGGCGCGCGGGCAGGCCCCGAGGCUGGCGGUCGGCGGAGCCCCAGAACCGGACGGCCGUACUCGCAGCGCCUAGGGGCGAUCGGGCAGCGCCGCCGCCAUGUCCCUGAGCACCGGGGAGCCGGCCUCGGAGAUGGGAGAUGACAGCCUGUCUGCAAUAACCUUCGACUCUGACUCAGAGACGAAAGCGAAAAGGAAAAGUUUCCACAGACCUCCCCCUACAUCACCGAAGUCACCUUAUCACUCUAAGCCGGGAAAAGUGGCCUCCUGGAGGUCUCUGAGGACAGCCGGCAGCGCGCCUCUCGGGAGCCGAAUGUCCUUAACCCCCCAGAAGCUGUGGCUGGGAAGCUCAAAGCAAGGUUAUGUUCCUGGGACCCCUGUCUACAGAGAGAAGGAGGGCAUGUAUGACGAGAUCAUUGAGCUGAAGAAGUCAUUACACGUGCAAAAAAGCAACGUGGAUCUGAUGAGAACAAAGCUUCGGCGCUUAGAAGAGGAAAACAGCAGAAAGGACCGGCAGAUAGAGCAGCUUUUGGAUCCGUCCCGAGGCCCAGAUUUUGUUCGGACUCUGGCAGAGAAAAGGCCUGAUACUGGCUGGGUGAUCAGUGGGCUAAAGCAGAGGAUUCUCAAGCUGGAGCAGCAGUGCAAGGAGAAGAACCACACCAUCGACAAACUGCAGACUGAUAUGAAGACCACUAACUUGGAGGAGAUGAGGAUCGCCAUGGAGACGUAUUACGAGGAGAUUCAUCGUCUCCAGACUCUCCUGGCAAGUUCUGAAACGACAGGAAAGAAGCCUCCAGUGGAGAAGAACAUCGGCCUUAAAAGGCAGAAAAGAAUGAGCAGCGCCCUCCUGAGCUUGUCCCGGAGCGUCCAGGAGCUCACGGAGGAGAACCAGAGCCUGAAGGAAGACCUGGACCGCGUGCUGAGCGACUCCCCCACUGUCUCCAAGAUAAAGGGCUCUGUGGAGUGGAGCAAGCCCCGGCUGCUUCGGCGGAUCGCAGAGCUGGAAAAAAAAAUAAGUCUGAUGGAAAGCCCCAAAUCCCAUGCUUCAGAGGUGGUCAGGUCUACCCCGCCGGCUCACUCGGUGUCCAGCCCCACGGUGCACCGGCAGCCGCGCCCCGACCGCCAGGAGGAGAGCGAGCGACUGCGGGGGGUUGUGAAGAUCCUGAAGGGCGAGCGGAAGGCCCUGCACACCCGGCUGCAGGAGCGAGAUCUGGAGGUGAAGCAGCUACUGCAGACAAAGGCCGACUUGGAGAAGGAGCUGGAAAACAGGAAGGAGGGUGAGAAGGAGGGAAGAGAAAGAGAGGAGGCUUUGAGGGAGGAAAUUCAAGCACUUACCAGGAAGUUUCAAGAACUGGAAGAAAGUAAGAAAGGAGGGGAGGAGGACCCCGAGGAAACGAGCCCGGAGACCCGGCAAGCGCCCCGACCCCCCGGUCCCUCCCAGACGGACUCGGAGCUGGACACGAGCGAGGGGGGCUCCUCCUGGCCGCGCUCCGGCUGCUCCGAGGGCAGAAGAGAUGCCGCCGCCCGGCUCCUGCAGCGCCGCUGGAAGGGGCACCAGCACCGGAAAAAACAGGCCGCUCUGCACGAGGACUCGCCCGAGCCCCGCGUCCCGAGCCCCGUCGUCCAGGCCGAGGGGGACCCGUGGCAAGAGGAGGCCAUCACCAUCAUCCAGUCUGCCUUCCGGGCACACCUGGCACGGGCCGGGCACAGUGCUGCUGGUCCAAGAGCUGCCACUGCAGCGUUUCCCGACAGACCUGCUUGGGCCCCACACAGUGCACCCUCCUCUCCGCCCUUCCCUGCAGCCUCUCCUGGGCAGGAAGACAGCGAGGGGAACAGCGGGGAGACCGCGGAGGCUCUGGCUCCCGGGAACGGAGCGCCGAGGCCAUGGGGGCCAGGGGCGCCGGCAGCCCCGCCGCCCUGCUCUGCGGAGCCCUCUCCCUCGGGGCCGCAGCGCGCCGCGACUCCGCCCGCGGAGGACGUGAACUCCGAUGACUCCGACGAGAUCGUCUUAGCUCCGCCUGUGCCCACGAAGAAAAUCGCCUCCCCGCCCUAGGCCCCUGCGGUCGCCCGGCACGUGGCGAUGCCCUGUCCUGGCAAGGUUGGGUUCAGAGGACAGAAGCACUCAGACCGGAAAGGAAUUUAUCUUGUGAGGGGGAGAACAGCACCUACUUGACACCUCACCUCCGUCCCCGGUUUUUCUCUUUCGUUUUGCCCGUUUGCUUGUUUGUUGAGGGAACCCCGAAUGCCUCUCUUUAUUUUAUCUCUGGGAAGGGGUCGCCUACGUUCCGCACACCCGGCUGCAGGCCCGCGCCCCCCGCCCCGGUGGUCUUCAUGCCGGACAGACACACCUGCCCGGGCUGGGGGGCAGCAGGGGGCCCGGCCGAGACACGUCCUCUCGGGGCACCUCUGGCCACCUGCGGCUGUGCAGGCGAGGGCUGCUUCAUCGGCGCUGACGCCACUCGGCCACCAGCUCCAGGACAGGCAACGCGCCUCAGGGGAGAGCUGAUGCGAGAACCCUCGCCCUCAGCCCGAACGGAGGGCCCUGCGCACCGGGGAGAGCGUAGUCCCGGGCCACCCCUCCGCCUCCCCGUCGCCAGCGGGACCCCCGGCGCCCCGACGGCGCGGCAGCCCUUCUCGUGUUGCACCUCAGGGGCUCCGGCUCAGACUUGUCCUUCUUUCAGAAACUCCUGGGCCCUCCUCACAGCGGUCAGAGGCUCCCGGCUCCAGCACGGGCGAGGCGUGUGGCCAGGAGGAUCUAUGUUGCCCUGUCCCGUGAGAGAGGCGGAGGGAUCUCCCAGCCCCGGCCGCCCGGAGUCAGGCGGGGGGACCCGCCAGCCCCUUUCACCGCUUAGGUGCCGGUCAUACAGUGGGUUGAAAAAAGUUCAGCCAGGGGGCCAGGCUUGUGUCAUGUUUUCUUUACUCGGCCUGUGAGUUACCAAGUCCGUUUUUUCUUCUGUUUCCCCCGCUGGAGUGAUGGCUAACUCGGGUGAACUCACUGCUGACCUUUGCCUUGUUUCAUCCACUGGGUCCGUUCCUCCUCUGGGUGCCGGCUCAGCUAAAGGCCUGUAGGAGCCAGUCCACCAGUCAGGCACCCAGAGGGUGAUGAAGGCGAUGCCCGCGGCAUGCAGGUCCCCAGGGGGUCAUUCUCCCCCCAACCCCAUUCAAAAACGGGCAUUUCUGCAUUACUCCUUGCUCUCAGGAGCCCAAGGCUCUGGGGACCUAUGACGAAUGGGUCACUGUCAGGACGUCCUCGCCUGGUCCUGGAGGAAAAGGCCGUGUGUGCAGCGGGCUGGCCGUCGGCAGAGCUGGGAUGGGCAAGGUCAGCCCCGGGACCUGAGUUUUCCAAGAAAAUGCUCCUGAGAAUUGCAGAUUUGUACAUUUGUCUGCCUGUGCUCCUUGGGCCCAGCAAUGUUGAUCUAGUAAAAGUAAGCAGUCUUGAAGCCACCUCAGUAAAUGACUUAACUCAAGGCUGUGACCCUCUGACGCUGUGUGGAUCUGUUCCCUGGAGAAUGCCAGGUGCCCAGCGUGCUUGCGGGGCCCACGGCUCGGGGCUGGGGUUCUAGGGCUGCCGGAGCAGCACAGGGCGGGGCGGGACAGGGGCCUGGGGCCUACAGGGCCUGCCUUCUGUUUGCCCGCCUCUGUGCUGCCCCACUGGACGGGCCCGGCCGCCCUGCAGACAGACCAGAACCCUCGUCCCAGCAAAAAGACCGAUGGCAUUAGGAAAAGGACAGCCACCUAGCUCAGAGCAACCAGUGUGAGAGCUGCAGAGCUUUGCUUCGUUUUUAAGUAAUAAAUACCCUCUGCAGAAAGCCCCGUUCACCUUCAAGAGCUGAAUAGAAUUUAAAUUCCACGAGAAGCCAUCUAAGCCAAUUCAAACCCCCGCUGUGGUUUUGGAAGCAAUGUUUGCUCUCGUGUGGCUCAGAAAUUCUGAGGACUGGAGAAUGGACACUCAGACCUGCCCGGGGCCGGCCGGCAGCUGCUCCAGGUGAGGACCUCCCCGAGCUCCCAAGGGCCUGUUAACAGCUGAUCACGCCGGGUAAGCACCCUUUGAAGCGAGAGAACCCACAUCUGGGAGUUGAAAUGUGAAGCCAUCAGGUGGCUCCAGGAGGAAGUGGUGGACUCGCUGGUCUUCGACCUCUGUAUUUAGGAACACUCUGACCUAUGCGUAAUUUGUACACAAGUCUUUUGGAAGGCAUAAGGUUUUCCCUCUGUGCUACUCAUCGUUGGCCUUUGUAAAUAAAAGCUGUUUUGCAGGA